GAAGAAAUUGAAGGUAACACGAUCGCUGGUCCCACUCCAGGUUCCAGACCAGCUGCCUUUCAGUUAGAGACGCUGAGCAGACGACACGAGAGCCGCCACGACACUCGCACAACAUGGCGCUCGUCACUGGCCUCGCUGGCUUCUUCCUAAUUGACUCGCCGACAGUUCGUCAUAACAAGUCGCCGCUUGUGACCCGGGCCUGCCGACACCACCCCGGGUAGGGCGAGAGGGUGGACGUGGGGUACGAGCUUGUCUUGCUUGCCUCCGAGGUCUCUCGGAAGUAGGUGUUGCUUUCAUCCCCUCCAACCGUCACACAAGCCCCGCCCCCUCCUGUAAAACGUGGUGGGCGGAGCCUGGUGAUCGAUCUGUCUGAGCCUCUCUCUCGCUCUCUUCUUUCCCCCAGUCCGCCGCUCGCCGGGAAGCAAGUCGCGCGCUGAUUGGUCAGUUUGGGGGCAGCACUGAUCACUUGUCAUGCCUGUGCGCGUGGCCCGCCUUGUUUGACCUAUAAGCGAAACGCGCAACUGUCAACCAACAGGGCACCCGUGCAACUAAGCAAGCAAUGAAGUGAGGGGAGGAGUAGUCUGCCAAAGUUGAAAGUCGCAGGACUGGCACUUUACUACCAUCGAGAUGCGGAGGUUGUGACCGGGCGAUGAGAGGGGAGGGAGGGUCCCACUGACGGGAAGUGGUGAGAGAGAGAGGUGGGUGGAUGUUUUUUCUUCUUUUUUUUUUUUUUAAUGAGAGUGCGGACAGACAGAAGGCAGGAUUAGCAGCGGAAAGCUGGCAGGCAUCAGUUGAGCGACAUCCAUGUCCCUCGCUGGACAAGUGGCGGCCCGUGGACGGCGAUGUAUAUAACCAAACCCGGUUACCCACUCGCUUUGCCGAGCCUGUGACUGGCAGGCGGAUCGCAUCCGAGCCCGGGCACUAAAAGACAUCAUGUCAGCCACCUUCACUCCGGACACCCGACAGUCGCGCCGACAAGCUCCCUGCAGUUUCUGAACACAACCUUCUGGUGACAGAACUUCAACAAUCGCUUCUUGUAAAUUGAAAACAUUUUGAUCAUUUGAAAAAAAAUGUUUAUCUGAAAAAAAACUACUUUUAUCACCGAGAACAUUUUUGUGACAGAACCAUCUGGACAAACAAAGAAUGUUUUCAAGGUUUCAUUUUAACAAUAUUGUGUAAUACUGUCAACAAGAAAAGGACGAUAUUUCAGGACAGUAGUUGUGGUGAGAUAUUAAAAACAUCAAAUAAACAAACACCGCGGCUUUGUCUAUAAAAUAAAUAGUUGACAUGUGACAUGAGUGCUGCACUGACAGAGAAAACAUCACCUGGGCUGAGAGCUGAGUGUUAAAUCUGUUUGUCACCUGGAUUCGCCGUUAUUUGUUUAUCACCACAACUGUUCUGCUGGCCACUUGGUCUUUCGUGGAGGUCAACAGCUUCCUUACACUUCCAGCCAUGGACUCAGUCAAGCCGCCCAGCCCCGAAAUGGCAGUCGACUGGAGCGGGAGAAAGGCUGACAGGCCCGGGAACCAGUGCUUCAAGUCCCCGGAUUCAGCCGUGAGCGGAAAUACGUCAACGCCGGCGAAAACGAGGCUGGCGUUUUCCAUAGACAGGAUCAUGGAGUCCAAGCCAGUGGUUUCUCCCGGCAGCAAAACUGCAAGCGCAGCCGAGGCUGUAGCCAUGGAUACGAAGGAUGAAGCCAAGUGCGUGUCUGGAGACUUCACACCUGCGGGCUCCCAGAAGCCUGUGUGUUCCAAGGAUCAGCCCAUCGCGAGGGCCGAGGACUGUGACAAACCCAAAACUAUGGCGGGUGAGCACGCGGUCAUUCCAAAAUGCGAGAAUGCGGUCAGAGAAAGGGACAGAACUCUCGCAGAUACGAAAGCAAGGGAGGUGGAGAAGCGGAAGGUGAGGGAAUCUCCGGACACUGUCGAUAUCUACGUGAAAGAACACCUGGCGCCCAAGCGAAUGUCGGGAGGGACUCACCGCAGCAGGCUCGUUCCUUCUGCUUCGUCGGUGGUGGACUUGAAACCUUUGUCCCUCCGAACAAGGUCUCCGCCUGGCCCAGGGCAAGGAGGUUCCCACCCGCUGUACCCGUGUCCGCAGUAUGCCAGCAACCUGCUCAUUCAAGCCGGCGACUCAGCCAAGCUGGGUCUCCACGUGCAGUUUCCCAAAGACCUGCGAUGCAGCUCCGGGCUAGGAAGAGAUUUUGGGUCGAACUUUCUCUCCGACGUCAGUUUUCAGCAACAGCAGCAACACCAACAACAGCACCAUCAGCAGCAUCUGCUGCCGCUGUUCCACCCAGCCUUCUCACUGACGCGCCUCAACUGUGACGACUACCACGCACAGCUCCUGCGCAGCUAUUCCCUUCUUCAUCAUCAGCAACAGCAGCAGCACGGCAACAGCCCGCACCACCAGACUCCCACUGCUGCUGCUGCAGCAGCUGUCAGUGCUGCUACGGCUGCCGCUGUCGCAGCGGCUGCUGCGGCUGCGGCCGCUGCGGCGGGUGGGGAGCAUCCCAUGAUGGAUCAUCGUUUGGUGAGGGGAACAGGCGGGGGGUUCGUAGGUCACGGACUUGACCCCUUGAAGCUGGCGCAGCUGUCUCCGGCGAGCACUGCCAAAGUGCGAGCUGCCCACAGUGACAAGAGUCACGUGACCUCUCCCGGAGAGGAACCGCGUUUCUCCGACGGGAGCCUGGAACAACACAGAAGACUUCAACAGCAUACCCGCCACCCGUCUGGUGAUCACGUGUCUCCUCAAGGACGAUCACCCAAGGGAAUGCGCUCCCCUCACAGCCUGUCGGAGAGACACGUUAAGCCAAUCACCCACAGCAAUAAUUUUAACACCACCACCAGCAGCAGCAACAACAAUAACGACGAUACUAAAAUAGAGAUCGUCGAUGAUGAUGAAGAAGAGGAGGACGAGGAUGACGAGGUCGUCGUUGGAACAGAGGAAGUUAACGACGAUAACAGCGACAACGACGACAAAGAUGAUGCGGACGAGCGGCUAGCUCACCGAGACCAUCGUACUGCGCGCGGCAGCGGCCUGAGCAGACGAGAGUUACUCCUCUCCUCCCUUAACGGUGUCAGUAACGGCAAAGACAGCUUCGCCUACGCCGUCAGCAAGCUGGGCAACCUCAGCCAUUCACUUGACAACGACUCGCUCCCGUCCACCAGUAACGGCUUCGGCGGAGGCGGCACUGGAGGCGGAAGCAGCAGCGGAGGCGGAAGUGGAAGCGGCAUAUCUAAGUCGCAGAAGACCUUCACCUGCGGCGAGUGCGGCAAGGUUUUCAACGCCCACUACAACUUGACUCGACACAUGCCCGUCCACACGGGCGCGAGGCCGUUCGUGUGCAAAAUCUGCGGCAAGGGCUUCCGCCAAGCCAGCACGCUGUGCCGCCACAAGAUCAUCCACACCGACGAGAAGCCUCACAAGUGCGGCACCUGCGGUAAGUGCUUCAACCGCUCGUCCACGCUCAACACUCACAUGCGCAUCCACCAGGGCUACAAGCCGUGGGUGUGCGAGUUCUGCGGCAAGGGCUUCCACCAGAAGGGCAACUACAAGAACCACAAACUGACGCACAGCGCCGAGAAGCAGUACAAGUGCACCAUCUGCAACAAGGCCUUCCACCAGGUGUACAACCUCACCUUCCACAUGCACACGCACAACGACAAGAAGCCCUUCACGUGCCACGUGUGCAGCAAGGGCUUCUGCCGCAACUUCGACCUCAAGAAGCACAUGCGGAAGCUGCACGACGGAGCUUCCAUCCCGACCGCUGCCAACUCGCCCUCGGAGUCGUCGUCCUCCUCGCCUCCGUCGUCUGCGGCGCACAGUCCCCUGCUGCCGCACCACCACCACCACCCGUCCCUGGCACACCAUCACCAGCCCUCCGCGUUCGUGCCGCGUGCCACGCUGCUGGCCCAGCACAACGCCCUGCGCUGCCAGCGGAUGCUGAUGUCUCCUUAUCUCUUCGGCCCCAACGCAGCCACCCUGCUGCAGAAGAUCUCCUCGCUCAUGUGACGUCAUCGAGCAAGUAACAUCUGACGUCUUUCUAGACAUAUGGCGUCACCAAACUAAGGAGCAAGAAGAGGCGACGUCAGCAGGUGAUGUCACAGCUCCGUGGAAGCCCAGUGACGUAUGUAUGCCUGGUUGCUCGGGAGGAGUGACGCAGGUCUUCUGUGGUGAAGGUCUGGAACUCACCUUUUCCUCCUCCUUUAAGAGGUCGGACAUGUGACCGGUUCGCUUGAGAGAAGGAUGAAUAACGAGGGUAGUCCUUAUCUUGGGUAAGGUCUGAGUCUGGCACAGCUGUCGGCGCCAUUUUUAAAGCUGUUAGUUUUAACUUUGAGACCGAGCUUUUCCUCCCUGGGGACGUUUCUUUUUCUGUACAUUCUUGUCUUUCACACCGUCUUCUUCUGCUGACUAUAAUUAUUUUUAAAUUAUUAUUUAAUCACCUCCCCUCGUCAUACCAGCUGUUCCAAACAUCAGUGAGUUAGUCCAGGAUUUGGAAUUCAUUCAGUGACAGCAUGAAUGUGGAAAUAUUAAGAAGACUAUGCAAGACAAUCAAAGAAGAAAAGCAAUUCUCACUUUAAGUUUCUCGACUAAUGAGUCUGUUUGCUACUUUGUUAUUUCUGAUUGGAGGGGGAAGGGGAGCUUUCCUAACAGCAGUUGCUGAGGCUUUUAGACUUGCAAGACUCCAGGUUUGAUCCUGCACAAACUCUCUCACUUCCUGCCCUCGAGAAACUGAAUGGGACAGCAGGUUAUUCCUCCUCCCCCUUUCGUUCUCCUUUCCUCCUUCUCUCCAUCCACACAGCAUCACCCAAGAGAAGGUUUCUCGCAAGUACCGAGUCGGUGGGUGCUUAGUGUUCGUUGCGCCCGAUGUACAACACGGACUGCACUACCAUCGGGUGGAACUUUCAUUAACAAACUGUGAAUGAACUGCUGCCAGGUUGCUGAUACUUUUGAUUGUGUGACACGUGACACUGAGAAACGCUUGAAUGCGUGAGUCUCACAAGAAAAAAAAGGCAAAUUAAUUUAUGUUUUGAUAGAGAUUACUAUCAAGAGUACGUUUCUAUCUGAAGCAAAUGUAAAUAUUGUAAGGACAUUUUUUAAAAAUAAAAGGUUAGAUAUAUUUUAUCAAAGGAAAUGACAAUUAAACGAGAUGCGUGUGUGCGCGUGUGCUAAAAUGCGGAUCAAGUCUGUGUACCAAGACUGUAAUGGAUAGAAAGAAGGAUGAAAGGCUGGAAAGAUUAAAUUCACUAAUAUUAAAAUAGACUGGGCUUUCAAGUUUUCAUUUACAGUUUAUGUUGCCUUUUAAUAUAAACCUCAACAGCAGAAAUGUAAUACUGGUGAAUUUUGUUAUUUUUCACAUUUUCUUGAAUGUAUGUUUUCGAGUAAACUUUUGGCGGUGGCUGCAGACCCUUGCAGGAAGUACUUGUACCCCACCUACCCACCUACCCACCUACCCACCUACCCUGGUCUGACAGUCGUUACUCUUGUCAUGUUUUAAGGGCAUUUUGUGGUGAAUAUUGUAUCAAGUUUGCAUGGUGUUUGCUGAGACUUGAGGGUGUUGGAGGUAAUACAUGACUGAAUGUACAUUGUACAAUUCACAAUAAUGCAAACGGCGAAAUGAUUUUAUACAGAAUAUUAUGUACUACAACAGAGUAUUUUAUAAAUAAUGGUGUACAACAUAGUCUCUAACAAAGGUGACUGUGUAAUAUAUUGAGAAAUAUAUUCUUCAUUCAGAGCGUUUGUAAAUAUUCAUAACAUUCAUUCCGUGUUGAUUAGUGAUUGAAAAUAUCAGCUUGUCUGAUAAACAACAACAAAUAAAGGUCC
This is a messenger RNA of Pomacea canaliculata, 5826 nucleotides long. RefSeq lists its product as uncharacterized. The record is from RefSeq and is a predicted model, not a curated record. Gene Ontology annotation, cellular component: nucleus. Lineage: Eukaryota; Metazoa; Mollusca; Gastropoda; Architaenioglossa; Ampullariidae.